GCGGCGAUCGUCCGACCAUCACUGCUCGCCCUUGGCUUCGGGACAGUCGAGUUCGAAUCGUUGAGGUUAUCGACAAACUACCCAGGAUACUGGGGUUAACCGAGGCGCACGUCAUCCCGCCUGAUUGGCGAUGGGCUAGUCACCCGCAGCCAGCCGAACAACCAGCCUUGAAGACUCUGGGGUGCACACCAUUGGCUCAGGCGGGACCCAGAUGCUUCCACCUAAAUCUUGUCCAGCCCCAGCAACAUCUUCCUGGAUCCAUGAGCCUUCCCUGCUUCAAUAUCGCCGUGACCAGCUUCACAUUUCGCUACAUCCAGAUCACACAUCUCAUUCGUCCAUUCCGCGAAUCAUUGAGGCUCCAAAGGUCACCGAUCCGGCCAUUGCCAUGCUAGAGCUGAGUAGCAGAAGCCCCCGGAAGUCAGCGGAGCAAGGCGCCCACGAUUGUGACAACGAAGAAGGUCUGCCAACGCUUUGCAUGAUUGGCCAACUGGCAAUAGUCGGUCGACCCCUUCCGAGCAAUGCCACUCUUGGGGUACUCGAUGGAGGGUUGCUGAUUCAACGAUGCACAAAAGCAACUUCGACUUACCAGGUGGGCAUCAAGGCAUGGUUGGGCACGCACAUUUCGCACGUAGCGCGCGUCCCCUCAUCGUAUCGGCCGUCGGUGUUUGCUUGUCCAAUUUGUGCCCAACCCGGCCUGUUGUCACCGCUUCUUCUCCCGCUAGGUACAACCCUGCACAAAUCAUCCCAUCCGGUACCGAAAAGCUACUCCGACCUUUCGGGCAACAAUCCUCCAGCCCAGCAAAGGAAAAGUUUCUGUCACAGCCCAAUCGGUGCCCUACUCUACACAACUGGCUCCGUCCUCCGUCAGGAGUUGGCACGUCCAAUGGCUUCCACGCGUGAGCCUACACAGGCCGGCCAUAAGAUUUGUCUUCCUUCUGGGGUCUUCCUUGACUGAGGGGCCAACUGUCAAAAAAUUCGACCUGGCAUCGCGCGAAAACAGAGGGGGAAAGCACCAGCACCAGCAAUCAAAGGGCACGCUGAUCUCGCGUGUCGUGCCCACGAUCCACGCCGCGUACCAGGCUCGACAAGCUAGGGAUGGAUGCCAACUUGUCCUGGGGCGCCCACCGUCGACCAAUCUAUUCCAGGACGCCCGACAGAUGAACCUUCUGGACUAUAGCGCUUGGCAGUCACGUAUCCUCCAGCCCAUGCGGCAGCCGUCCCGCUUGAAACCAGAGACGUCUCCAUGGUGUUGGUCAUUGGGGCGAAUGCAAAUCUUUACUCG
Messenger RNA from Colletotrichum phormii, 1282 nucleotides. RefSeq lists its product as uncharacterized. The record is from RefSeq and is a predicted model, not a curated record. The transcript has a single exon. NCBI's taxonomy places the organism in Eukaryota, Fungi, Ascomycota, Sordariomycetes, Glomerellales, Glomerellaceae. The coding region runs from base 212 to 955 and encodes 247 amino acids.